UUAUCGCCAACAUCAUCAUAUCUUAUCUUAUCGUACAAUGUCCUUAGUGUACAUAUUUGGCUCGUUUGCUUCCCCGAUGUUGCCUCGCCACUUGUUCAGCAAAAAGGUGUGUAACUUCGUGUGCUACACCGCCUGCUUCAAUGUGAAUGCCCGCGCACCUGCGUCUACCUCACAUGAAGAGCUCACCCGCCCCGACGACUUCGUCUUCCACCAAUCAGCCUGCCAUUCCAGAUAAGCACACACCCGACGCAUCUCCUCCUUCAGCAGCAAGACCUCCUUGGUCCACCUAUUGCGACGCGCCAGCGCCUGACCCCAUUCCACGUGUAUUGCUGUGAUGACGUCAGUUACGCCCUGUGCCUACUGCGUCGGGAACUCACAGUCAUGCAGAUCUUUCUCCUUGUUGUCCAAAGCUCCGGGCGUGGUCCAGAUCCAUGAUAUCACCUGCUUCGACAAUCCGUGGUCCUGCCUCGGCACGCGCCCUGCUCCGAGCGCCCCAAUCUACUUUGCUGUCCAAGCAUCUGUCCUUUCUGUAUGCUGGAACUUUUCCAAGCGGCCAGCCUCCACCAGAGCCUGCCGUCCCCUUCGAUACCGGUUGGCGCUUGCUGUCACCUUCUCCCCGACUUUGCUAAUCAGUGUCCGUGCCUUUGUUGACUGGUUCUGGCCAGUCACGUUCGCAUUUCGGAAGCUGAUCAGGUGCCUCUUUGCAUGCAGACGCGCCCGAACCAGUGUGAGUGAGUUCUCGCACUGCGCCACCCGCAGCUUCGUCUCAAUGUCACACAACCUGGCCACACAACCCCGCGCUGGACCCAACGAUGAGGGCAUCUCGCUCGGCAUCCAUAGCUUGAUGUGUUCAGGCCGA
This is a messenger RNA of Mycena citricolor, 859 nucleotides long. The record is from the annotation of a GenBank genome assembly. Lineage: Eukaryota; Fungi; Basidiomycota; Agaricomycetes; Agaricales; Mycenaceae.